Monascus purpureus is the source of this 2040-nucleotide messenger RNA. The record is from the annotation of a GenBank genome assembly. NCBI's taxonomy places the organism in Eukaryota, Fungi, Ascomycota, Eurotiomycetes, Eurotiales, Aspergillaceae.
CUUUCCUGCCCUCUGCCCAUAAAGCUUAUCUUGUCGCUCCUUCUUCUCGCUGCUCUUUCUAAAUGGCCUCGUACGACCCCUCCAAGUCCCCGUUUUCUCCCCCAGCCUCUCCCAAUUUCUCUUCUCCCUCUCUUUCUCUCCCAACCCUUAACUGCAUCAAUCACAUUGUCCCUCUACCCUCGCAUCAAACACUGCCCGAACUGCAUUUUACCCCCCGUAUACCUAUUCUGGCAUCCAGAUAUUGUCCGACUAGAUAGCUAUUGGUGUAUCUCUUUCUGCUCCAUCCCACUCAGUCAUCAUGCGGCUUUCUGCCUUCGGCACGGCAGCCUGUCUCGUCACCUCUUCGGCCUACGUUGCUGCCCAGACGUUUACAGACUGCAACCCAUUGAAGAAGUCAUGCCCUCCUGAUCCAGCGCUGGGGAGAUCCGUUACCUACGAUUUCACCCAAGGCCCGUCCUCAGACUGGAAAGCCAUUGGUGGAACGCCAACCUAUGGCAGCAAUGGCGCUGCAUUUUCUGUGGCUAAACAGGGCGACUCUCCAUUGAUCCAGUCAAAUUGGUACAUCAUGUUCGGCCGGGUCGACUUGGUGAUCAAAGCCGCCCCGGGACAGGGCAUUGUCAGCAGUGCAGUGCUGGAAUCUGAUGAUCUGGAUGAGAUUGACUGGGAGUGGAUAGGAGGCAAAGAUAAUGAGGUUCAGAGUAAUUACUUCGGGAAAGGAGACACUUCGUCGUACAGCCGCGGAGCCUUCCAUGACGCUCCCGCGAAUCACGAUGAAUUUCACACCUACACUGUUGAGUGGACCAGUGAACAGAUGGUCUGGCAGAUUGAUGGUAAGACUGUUCGAGUUGUUACACCCGAAUCCGCUCCUCCCAAUCAAUACCCCCAGUCGCCCAUGAUGGUUAGGGUUGGAAUCUGGGCUGGAGGAGACCCCAACAAUCAACAGGGAACUAUUGACUGGGCCGGUGGCUUGACGGACUAUAGCAAGGGCCCCUACACCAUGUAUCUUAAAUCCGCUUCCAUAACCGACUAUUCAACCGGCAAAUCAUACUCGUACGGCGACAACAGCGGUUCAUGGCAAUCCAUCAUAUCUGACGGCGGCAAGAUUAAUGGAAACAGCGAUGGUGCUCCUGAUGCUAUCGAGUCUGCACCACCAGUGACCGCAACAAUUGAAGAGCCAGUCCCCUGGAGUGGAACACAUCGUGAGACAUCCAGUUUUGUCACCCCGAGCGUGUGGCCUUGGGUACCCAAUGCGCCUUCUGCGUCGUCUGUUGCGAGGCCGACAUCUGUACCCGCUGGCUGGACAUCCGGCUCCGAGCAAGCCCAGCCGCCUAGCGCGGCUUCUGUGAGUGAGCACUCCCCGUCACUUUCUUAUCCUUCUCCCCAUAUUACUAAAACCAAUACUCUCUUUUCGCAGUCUACGGUCCACUCUACCUCGGCUUCGUUAGCUUCUGUCUCGGCUUCGCCUUCCUCUGGCCUUGAGGCAACGAAGUUGACGCCAACCUCCUCUGUUGCUCUGGCUUCUUCCCCCAUUGCUAAGUCGGUUGAUGGUCCCUCUGCCAGGGUUACGACAUUGACUACAUCAACCACAAAGAAUUCAUUUACCGCGGAACUGGCCGCCGCGACACCCUUUCAAGGUGCUGCGGGUAGCAUCGUCAAGGCUCCAGUAAUGAGUACUUUCUUUGCUUUUCUAGGCGUUAUUUUUGCGGUUUUCUACUCUUGACGACUACACUAUUAUGGAUACCAACUGCAUUUUAUACCCAUAAACCAUCCCACCAGAGUCAUUAAUGAGCAUUCUCUGGGGGGGGUAGAGCUGUGGUGUUUACGGGAGUUUGGCUUUUUUCCUUCUGUUCUUUCUUCGUCAAAAGUUCACCAUUAUGUAUUAAUACGACGUCAUGCGAUAGACCCGGAAUGAUUCUUUGGGAAGCCAAGAUGAGACGAGCCGGAGAUUCUUUUUGGGCAUUAUGACUUAUGGGUUCACACGAGGAAUGCUGUUGUUAAUCACUCUUUAGAUCAUGAUAGAUAGUUCAAUCUCAUUCUCUC